CAACAACAAUCAAACUCCCUCCUCAACUCCCCACCAGAACUCACACCAACAGAACAAGAUGUUCUUGACGAAUACGAGCGUUUGGCAGAGAACAUGAAGAAGCUUGCCUCAGUACUAGAUACGCUGGCCUCCCAGCCCUCCGUCGCAAUUCUCGAUGGACUAAGGGAGCUGGAGCGCAAGACCAGUUUGGUGUUUACCCUUAUGAAGGCGAGCGUUUAUAGUAUUGUUUUGCAGCAGGAGAUUGAUUGGGGU
This is a messenger RNA of Neurospora tetrasperma FGSC 2508, 252 nucleotides long. RefSeq lists its product as uncharacterized. The annotation marks the transcript as partial. Gene Ontology annotation, biological process: attachment of spindle microtubules to kinetochore. The record is from RefSeq and is a predicted model, not a curated record. Gene Ontology annotation, cellular component: DASH complex; mitotic spindle. The transcript is spliced from 2 exons. Lineage: Eukaryota; Fungi; Ascomycota; Sordariomycetes; Sordariales; Sordariaceae.